AUGAACAAGGAAUCGUUUUCUCCUUCGCUUGAUUCGCAGAACCUGUCUGCCUCCGCCUCCGGAGUGGCCAACAACAAGUCGUACGCCGUCAAGUACCUGUGUGCCAACUGUUCGUCCAAGGUGGUUCUCAUCCGAGGCGAUCCAGUUCGAUGCAAGGAAUGCGGUCAUCGAGUUUUGUACAAGGAGCGGGCCAACUACACUGUCCAAUUCUCCGCCAGAUAG
Messenger RNA from Yarrowia lipolytica CLIB122, 222 nucleotides. RefSeq lists its product as uncharacterized. The record is from RefSeq and is a predicted model, not a curated record. Gene Ontology annotation, biological process: DNA-templated transcription. Gene Ontology annotation, molecular function: DNA binding; zinc ion binding. Lineage: Eukaryota; Fungi; Ascomycota; Dipodascomycetes; Dipodascales. Gene Ontology annotation, cellular component: RNA polymerase II, core complex; RNA polymerase I complex; RNA polymerase III complex.